AGUUUUGGGUGGUGAAACUAUGGGAUGUUUUUUCUUUAUAACAUUCUCAAAAUUUUGUUUAAUGAUCAUAUAUUUGUAUAUUACAGAUAAACAAUUUAACUAUUGUCUUCUCAUUAAAAUGUUAACAGCCAUAGCAAGUCAAUUUUCAAUCAUUGAAAUAAAUCUUUUGUAAAGGAACAUUGUCCAGCAUGGAUUCUCUCUCAGAAGAAUUUUUUGUGAGGGAACCAGUUAUGGAGGAACCUGAGACUACAAUAGGAAUGUCAACUGGCCAAUUGAACAAACAGGAAAAGGACAUACCUACUGAUCCUGUCCCUGUUAACCUACUAUUAGAAGUGAAAAAGUUACUAAAUGUAAUUCACAGUCUACCAAAAGGUGUUAUUCCUCAUGUUAAGAAAUUCGUCCAAGAAGAUUUUCCCUUCCAAACUAUGCAGCGAGAAGUUACAGCUGACAGCCAGCGUGAGGAGGAAAUUGUUCCUGUUUUAACUUUACAUUUCCUAAUAACACAACUCGAAGCAGCACUUAAGAAUAUUCAAGCUACGAAUUACACAGCAAACCAGAUUAAUGUUGGUUAUUACUUGACUUUACUAUUUUUAUAUGGAGUGGCACUUACUGAAAGAGGAAAGAAAGAGGAUUUUACAGAGGCUGAAAAUAAAUUCCUGGUGAUGAAGAUGGUGAUUCAAGAAAAUGAAAUUUGUGAAAACUUUAUGCCUUUAGUUUAUUUUGGACGUGGUUUACUUCGAUGUGCUCAGAAACGGUAUAAUGGUGGACUGCUAGAAUUCCACAAAAGCUCUCAAGAAAUAGAAGAUACAGAUGAUGAUUGGUUUGACAUAGAUCCUACGGAAGAUGAAGAUUUACUUAUAACUUUUAAAGAUGUUCUUACUAAUUUUAUCAAGACAACUGAAGAGGAUAUAAUGAAGCAUACCAUUUGUAGUUAUCUUGACUGUGAGAGGUCUUGUGAAGCUGACAUAUUAAAGAACACCAAUUAUAAGGGAUUUUUCCAAUUAAUGUGCAGUAAAAGCUGUUGUGUUUAUUUUCAUAAAAUUUGCUGGAAAAGGUUUAAGAAUUUAAAAUAUCCUGGAGAAGAUGAUCAGAGCUUUAGUGGAAAAAAGUGUUUAAAGGAAGGAUGCGCAGGUGACAUGGUAAGGAUGCUGCUCUGUGACAUGCCUGGGAUUGUUAAGAUUUUGUUUGAAGUUGUAAGGAAGGAUGAAUAUAUAACCAUUGAAAAUUUAGGAGCAAGCUAUAAAACGUUGAUGUCUCUGAAAAUAGCGGAUACUGAUAUAAGACCGAAGAUCAGUUUAAAAUUUAAUACAAAAGAUGAAAUGCCUGUCUUCAAACUUGAUUAUAAUUAUUUCUACCACCUGCUUCAUAUAAUUAUUAUUUCUGGUACUGACAUUGUUCGGAAAAUAUUUGAUGAGGCUAUGCCACCCCCUCUUUUGAAAAAAGAGUUACUCAUACACAAGAACGUGUUGGAGUCCUACUACAACCAUCUUUGGACCAAUCAUCCUUUGGGUGGAUCAUGGCAUCUACUUUUUCCCCCAAACAAGGAGCCACCACAGUCCAAACAGUUUGACUUAUGCCUCCUAUUAGCUCUCAUAAAACAUUUGAAUGUAUUCCCUGCACCCAAAAAAGGCUGGAAUAUGGAGCCAUCAUCUUCUGAUCUCUCUAAGUCUGCAGACAUUCUGAGGCUGUGCAAAUACCGGGAUAUCCUCCUUAGUGAGAUUUUGAUGAAUGGUCUCACUGAGUCACAGUUCAAUUCAAUUUGGAAAAAAGUUUCAGAUAUUCUUCUACGUCUUGGCAUGAAACAAGAGGAUAUUGACAAAGUGAAAGAGAAUCCCAUUGAGAAUAUCUCACUUGAUUACCAUCAGCUAUCCAUCUACCUAGGCAUACCAGUACCAGAAAUCAUCCAGAGGAUGUUAUCCUGCUAUCAACAAGGAAUUGCUCUACAAUCAAUAACGGGUAGUCAACGUAUUGAACUAGAAGAGUUACAGAACGAGGAAGAAGAACUAAGUCCACCUCUUAUUGAGUACAAUGUUAAUGUGAAAUCACUUUCUGAAAUACAGUUAGCAGAAAUAAAUAAAGAUGGUGCCUCAAUACCCAGCGAAUCAUCAACAGAAUCCAUUAAAGAUCUUCAAGAAGUUAAAGGUAAAUCAAAGAAAAAGAAAAAGACUAAGAAUAAAAAGACUAAGGAAUCAAAAGAAGAAAUCCCAUAUAUGAUAGAAAAGGAAGGGGACGUGAAGGAUGAACAAGAAAAUUCAGAUAUAUUCAGAAUUAUGAAAGAUGAUGGAAGUGAUAUUCAAGAAGAUUCUGCAACAGAGGAGAAGUUCUACAGUCUGGAUGAACUGCAUAUUCUGGACAUGCUAGAGCAGCAGGGUGUCAGUGGCAAGGUGUCUGCAGACUAUGGAGAAACUGACAAAGAGAGGCUUGCUCGUCAGCAGCAGCUUUACAGAUUGCAUUAUCAGUGUGAGGAUUUCAAAAGACAGUUGAAAACAGUAACUUUUCGAUGGCAGGAAAAUCAAAUGCAGAUUAAGAAGAAGGACAAAAUUAUUGCAUCUCUUAACCAGCAGGUGGUCUUUGGAGUCAAUAAGGUUUCCAAAUUGCAGCGUCAAAUCCAUGCUAAAGAUAAUGAAAUCAAGAACCUUAAGGAACAACUUUCCUUGAAAAGAUCUCAGUGGGAAAUAGAGAAGCAUAAUCUGGAAAGCACGAUGAAAACAUAUGUAAACAAACUGAAUGCAGAAACCAGCAGAGCCCUGACAGCCGAGGUAUAUUUUUUACAGUGUCGAAGAGAUUUUGGCUUGCUUCAUCUAGAGCAGACUGAAAAGGAGUGUCUCAGUCAGCUGGCCAGGGUGACUCACAUGGCGGCCAGCAACCUAGAAUCACUUCAAUUAAAGGCUGCAGUAGAUAGUUGGAAUGCCAUCGUGGCUGAUGUUAGAAACAAGAUUGCAUUCCUUCGGACACAGUAUAAUGAACAAAUCAACAAGGUGAAGCAAGGAUUUGCACUAAGUACUUUGCCUCCAGUCCAGCUUCCACCACCACCACCCAGUCCUGAGAUACUGCCUAUCUCCAACAAUUCAGACAGCUUCUACUGGCAAGUGCAUCAUACUCAGAUGCAGCAAUUCUUAGGAAGACCCCUUGUGAAAGACUCCUUCUUCAGACCCAUACUUACUGUUCCUCAAAUGCCUGCUGUUUGCCCUGGAGUCAUCGCGACAGCGGGCCAGCCUAGAUCUCCUCUGAUGACUGGCAUAGCCUGGAGUAUGCCAACACCUGUGGGAGAAAAUGUACCUCCUGGUGCAAGUCCAGGAGGUGAUCCUUCAAUGAUGAAUUUGGAGAGGCUUACGGAUAGGCUGAAAACUGCCUUUCCACAACAGACCAGAAAAGACCUUGCAGACUUUUUACGAAAAGUGAAAGAUGCUCAUGGGAAGUCAUUAUCUGGGUUAACAUUUGAUGAAAUUGUUUUUAAGAUUUCACAAUUCAUUGACCCUAAAAGAUCACAGAGUCAAGGAAAAUCAGCAUCAAACACUAGCUGUGUUUCGCCCAGUCAUUCUCUAUCACAGGCUAACACUGCCCAGGCCCCCAAAUCACCCUGGAGACCCCUCAGUUCACAAGGUUCUGCCAAAUGGGAAGGAGCCAAUAAUUUGGAGACAGAGGAAGAAGAAGAGGAACCUUGUGUGAUCUGUCAUGAGAAUCUAUCUCCAGAAAACCUUUCAGUUUUGCCUUGUGCUCACAAAUUUCAUUCUCAGUGCAUUAGACCGUGGUUGACGCAACGGGGGACGUGCCCAACCUGCAGACUCCGUGUUUUGCUGCCGGAAGAGUUCCCUGGUCACCCCAGCCGGCAGUUGCCCAAGAUCUGAUACAAAGCAGAUGACUGUGCAGAGAAAGCUCAAUGUUACUAUUCCAAAAUCUAGUUCUAUGUGAAUGGUGUGGAACAGUGUGCUGUUCAGUAACAUACUAAAGAUGUAUGUUAAUCUCAUCAAAAUGGCAGCCAAAAAUGCCAGGACAAAUCUUCAGGACUUGUAAACUGAAGUGAAGGAUCUUAAAGAUAAAAUUUUAGUGAUCACACAUGCUAUUGUCAUAGUAAGCUUUUUCUUUUAUUGUGAACACAAUAGCAUAGUAUAUUUCUUCAUGACUUUUUUCCUUCUUUUUCUACUCAACGCUUACUUUACCUCAAGUAAAAUACAUCUUUGUUUCCUGAAAUAUAAAAAAAGUGGAGGAAAAGAGAAGUAGGAAAAUUCUACUGAUUUUAUUGUUCUUUAUAAUUUUUAAAACCAGCUGUAACAAAUACAGUUGUUGUUCCAUGUCUCUUUUUCCCAUUCUUUUCAAAUCUAUAAUAUGUAUGGUCUGAUGAGAUUAUAAACUACUUACAGCUAGAAGCCAGACCCUAUUUCAGAGCUGGAUCAUAGUGGCUUAUGAAAGACGAUUCAUAAAGUUAAAAAAUUUGUGAGCCACUUGUGAAACUGUUGGUAGUUUGAAUUCUACCACAGUGGGAGUAUUUAUACCAUAGGGAUUGCUAAAUGAGAUAAGCAAAGAUUUAUCUAUUUGCCAGCACACACUGGAACAUGUCUGAUCUUCCUUCGUAUUCUCAAUGUCUUAUACAACAGAAGCAAAAUAAAUAUUCCCAGAAUUAGAAAUCAGGAAGUAGUUGAAGUAUUAUACAUGGCUGGAAUCAUUUUAAAAUGUCUAUUAAGUUACUUGUUCAAUUGAUAAUUAAUAAGUUAUAGUCUCUGUAAGUAUCAUCUAGGAGCUUAAUAUUUGUGUUUUGGAGAGAUUAUAUUUUCCAUUUUCAGAAUAUCUGGUUUCAUGUCCUGGGCAGAGGGUA
Messenger RNA from Ochotona princeps (American pika), 4813 nucleotides. It is a transcript of the gene DZIP3, whose product is annotated as DAZ interacting zinc finger protein 3. Gene Ontology annotation, molecular function: polyubiquitin modification-dependent protein binding; ubiquitin protein ligase activity; RNA binding. Bases 189 to 3848 code for a protein of 1219 amino acids. The record is from RefSeq and is a predicted model, not a curated record. The transcript is spliced from 32 exons. Gene Ontology annotation, cellular component: cytoplasm. Lineage: Eukaryota; Metazoa; Chordata; Mammalia; Lagomorpha; Ochotonidae. Gene Ontology annotation, biological process: protein polyubiquitination.